GAUCAACAUAUGGAGAAUGGAAAGAAUGUGACAGAAUUCAUCUUAUUAGGACUUACACAGAAUCUGAAGAUGCAGAAAAUAAUAUUUGUAUUGUUUCUAUUCUUAUACAUGAUAACACUAGCAGGCAAUCUACUUAUUGUGGUGACCAUUACCAACAGUCAGUCUCUAAACUCCCCCAUGUACUUCUUCCUGGCACACUUGUUCAUAGAUACAAUCUAUACAUCUUCCUCAGCACCUAAACUUAUCAUGGACUCCCUACAAGAAAAGAAAACAAUCUCCUUCAAUUGGUGUAUGACCCAAGUCUAUGCAGAACACAUCUUUGGGGCUACUGAGAUCAUCUUGCUCACAGUGAUGGCCUAUGAUAGGUAUGUUGCCAUCUGUAAACCACUCCAUUAUACUACAAUUAUGAGCAGGAAGUUGUGUGGCCUCCUUGUUGGGAUAGCUUGGACAGGGGGCUUUCUCCAUGCAACAAUCCAGAUUCUCUUCAUAAUCUGGUUGCCUUUCUGUGGACCAAACAUCAUAGACCACUUCAUGUGUGACUUGUACCCUUUGCUCAAUCUCGUCUGCAUGGACACCCAUACCCUUGGUCUAUUUGUGGCUGCUAAUAGUGGCUUCAUCUGUCUGUUAAACUUCCUCUUGUUGAUGGUCUCCUAUGUUGUCAUUCUGCAUUCUCUGAAGAACCAUACUCUGGAGGGGAGACAUAAAGCCCUCUCCACCUGUGUCUCCCAUAUCACUGUGGUCAUCUUAUUUUUCUUGCCCUGCAUAUUUGUGUACCUGAGGCCUGUAACAACACUUCCAAUAGAUAAAGCUGUAGCUGUUUUUUAUACUAUGGUGGCCCCCAUGUUAAACCCUUUAAUCUACACACUAAGGAACGCAGAAGUGAAAAAUGCUAUGAGGAAGCUCUGGAGCCAGAAAGUAAAUUUAGCUGAUAGGUAA
Trichosurus vulpecula (common brushtail) is the source of this 936-nucleotide messenger RNA. RefSeq names its product olfactory receptor 4C12-like. Gene Ontology annotation, molecular function: G protein-coupled receptor activity; olfactory receptor activity. Gene Ontology annotation, biological process: G protein-coupled receptor signaling pathway. Gene Ontology annotation, cellular component: membrane. NCBI's taxonomy places the organism in Eukaryota, Metazoa, Chordata, Mammalia, Diprotodontia, Phalangeridae. The record is from RefSeq and is a predicted model, not a curated record.